This is a messenger RNA of Salvelinus namaycush (lake trout), 9514 nucleotides long. RefSeq names its product neuron navigator 1-like. Bases 84 to 4718 code for a protein of 1544 amino acids. NCBI's taxonomy places the organism in Eukaryota, Metazoa, Chordata, Actinopteri, Salmoniformes, Salmonidae. Gene Ontology annotation, cellular component: microtubule cytoskeleton; axon initial segment. The record is from RefSeq and is a predicted model, not a curated record. The transcript has 26 exons. Gene Ontology annotation, biological process: neuron migration; neurogenesis; microtubule bundle formation. Gene Ontology annotation, molecular function: ATP hydrolysis activity.
UUGAAUGGAGCGUUCCUUCAGGCUACAUGGAUACUACGGGAAAUAAUUGUAAAAAUGCUCGUUGAUGUCAGAAUUGCGCGAAUAUGAGCGGACGUGUGCUAAUUGGGAAAGUGCCGCCAAUGCGGCAGCGCGAGCGGACGGCGCCCUGUGCGAAAAAGACGAUACAUUUUACGCCGAGUCCAAGUUGGGAUGAGAGCAGCUCCAUCAGCAGUGGGCUCAGCGAUGGCUCUGUAGACAACCUCAGCUCUGAGGAGUUCAAUGCCAGCUCCUCCCUCAACUCCCUGCCCACAACGCCCCUCGGCUCCAGACGCAACUCCUCUGUCAUGCUCCGCACCGAUGCUGAGAAGCGCUCCCUGGUGGAGAGUGGCCUGUCCUGGUACAGCGAGGAUGCCAAGGCUGCACGCAAGAUGGACGGGAGCACCUACGAGACAGGGAGCCUCAAAACCGAGACCCCCAGCAAGUGGAGGAAGUCCUCCAGACCCAUGGAGGGUGCUAGUGAGGACGCGGGGGUCAAGGGGGAACUGAGGAAGCCCCAGAGCCUGGGUCAGCCAGGGACCUUUAAAAAGGGACGCAACCCCCCUGUGGGCGUGACCUCACCCAUCACGCACACCUCUCAGAGCGUCCUGAAAGUGGCAGCACCAAAGAGCGACCACAAGGCGGUGGACAAGACCAAGAUGUCUGUGAAGGCUGCUGGGCUGCAGCGCUCCCGUUCCGACGCCGGGAGAGAACACCUCCCGGAGCACCGGGAACACCGAAAGCCCCCGUCAGGCCUGGUCAAGCCUUCCGCCGGGGCCUCGUUCGGCUACAAGAGGUCCCCGACUACCGGCAGUGCCACCGUCAUGACAGUGGGGGGCAGCACCAUCUCUAGUGGCUCUGCCACCGUGGGCAAGAUUCCCAAGUCCUCUGGCAUCCCUGUGAAGCCGAUGGGAUUAGGAGGGGGAGGAAAAGGGGGGCGUAAGAACAGCUUUGACGCCACAGGCAGUGAGGAGGGGGGCUUCCUGGGGCCCAACGCCCGUAACAGCCUCCAGUACCGAAGCCUGCCGCGCCCUGCCAAGUCCAGCACCCUCAGCCUGAUCGGCCGCCCCGGGUCGGCCCGGCCUGCCAGCAGCAGCAUCGACCCCGGCCUGCUGAGCCUGAAGCCUGUCUCCAUGGCCUGCCCUGGCCCCAAGAGGAAAGAGCCCGGCAGUGGAAGCACUAAGGGGGCCAGUCGAGGAGGGAGCACAGGCCCUGUCAACCAGACAGACCGGGAGAAGGAGAAGGAGAGAGCUAAGGCCAAGGCAGUGGCGUCUGAUAUGGACUCCCUGUGUGGCUCCCUGAAGAUGGAAGACUGUCAGGGGGAUUCUACAGGGGAGGCCAGCACCAAACUGCAGGGACUGCGGAGGGCCAGUAGCAGCAAAUACCCCGAGCUCUCCUCGCCCACCAGUCAGAGGAUGCUGAGCUGCAAGUCUCUGGGUCGGCCUCCCAGCCUUGCCCACUUGGACAAGGUCAACUCCAACAGCCUGGACUCGUGCGUGACCAUCCAGGACCUCCCUCCUAAAGUGCCCCCUUACUCUAAGCUCCAGGACCUGGCCGGGUCUGGGUCACGCAGCCCGGCCCCCCGGGGCCUCACCCCUAGCCCAGCCCCCAUCCUGCACUUGGACUCCCCCAGCUGCUACCCCAGCCAGACCCUGUCCCUGGGGGGCUCUCCGCUGCUGUACCCCAAACUGUCUGGCCUGCACCGCAGCAUGGAGUCCCUGCCCCUCACCAUGAGUGUUCCUCCCAGUGGAGGAUAUAUCCGGGCAGAGUCCCGAGACAGGGAUAGGGAGGAGAUGAGGGGCACAGGGACCUGGGUUGCUGGGAGCAGGACCUCCCUCAAUCUCCCAGACAGUUUGCAAACGGACAGGAACACCUUACCUAAGAAAGGAUUAGGGUAUGUCAAUCGCUACAGCUCUGGUCCGUCUGAGGGUCAGUCAGAGGGGAAGGAGAGGCGUCACUCCCACACGGCAGUGAGCCUGACAGAGAGCGAGAGCCCCCCUCAGCUGCCUUCUCCCACCCACAUGCCCCAUCUUUCCUCUGGCAAGGCCGUCCUCACUAACGUGGUUUCCCCCAUCCCGAGCGGUGCCUGUGUCCCCAGGAUAACCCGCUCCAACAGUAUCCCCACCAAUGACGCGGCCUUCGACCUGUAUGGCUCCUCUCCACUGGGCAGCAGCGUGUCACUGGCCGACCGGCCCAAGAGCAUGAUGCGCUCUGGAUCCUUCCGUGACCGCGAGCCCACGGAUGACUGUGAGACAGCUAGCACAUUCCAUGGCUCCGUCCUGUCCUUGGCAUCCAACGCUUCAUCCAACUAUUCCUCUCAAAUCCGCAAGCUGAGACGCGAGCUGGAGAACUCCCAGGAGAAAGUGGCCAACCUGACCACCCAGCUGUCUGCCAACGCUAAUUUGGUAGCAGCAUUUGAGCAGAGCCUGCAACUGAUGACGUCACGUCUGCAGAGCCUGUCGGUCAGCCAGGAGCAGAAGGACUCUGAGCUGACUGAUCUGAAGGAGACCAUAGAGAUUCUGAAGACGAAGAACACAGAGGCACAGGAUAUCAUCCAUGUGGCCCUCAGCAACCCUGACAUCACUCCUAAAGAGCUGCAGAUGAAGAGGCAGAACUCGUCCGAGAGCAUCUCCAGCCUGAACAGCAUCACCAGCCACUCCAGCAUGGGCAGUCUGAAGGAGCAGGAGGCCAAGAAGAAGAAGAAGAGCUGGCUGAGGAGUUCCUUUAACAAGGCGUUCAGUAAGAAGGGGUCCAAGCUCUCUGCGUCAUACGCUGACAUCGAGGAGAUCGCCACGCCAGACUCCUCUGCACCCUCCUCUCCUAAAAUCCCCAUCCACCACGUGGACAGGGAUGUCGAGGAAGAUGGAAAUGGGGACAACCCUCCCUCCAUGAUGAGGUCCUCUGUCUCUACGUCUUCCUCUGGACUGUGUGAAGGAGGCGAGGAGCCCCCGGAGGAUGAGAAGGUGGUGACCACGCUGCGCUCGGCCCUCUGGGAGAAGGAGAGGAAGCUGACAGACAUCCGCUUGGAGGCCCUUAGCUCCGCCCACCAGCUGGAGCAGCUGCAGGAGGCCAUGAACAACAUGCAGAUGACAGUGGAGAACCUGAAGGCAGAGAAUGACCAGUUAAAGACAGGCGGUCCCUCCACCUCCACCUCCCAGUCCUCCGGCCUGGCAUCACUCGGCACCGCCUCGCCACGCCAAUCUGUUGCCAUGUCUCUGACCAAGACCUUCAGCAUGAGUCUGGGAGAGGGCAGCCCCUCUGACGUGUUCCAGACAGACACCGUUAGCCUCCCCUCUCACAGGGACGACACUCGUGUGAGAGUGGUGGUUCGCGUGGCCAAUCUGCGCGUCUUCAAAGAUGAGGUGAAACAGCAGGACUUCUUCAUCGGAACUGUGAGGGUUAACGGCAGAAUGGACUGGCCUAUGCUGGACUCGGCUGUUGGCCAGGCUUUUAAGGUGUACAUAGCCAAGGUGGACCCCACCUCCAGCCUGGGCCUUACUACAGACUCUGUCUACAGCUACAGUAUGAACCACAUCAGGAGGGUGCUGGGAGGGGAGCUGCCAGAGAGCCAGCCCUCACGCUGUGUCUCCAAGGGGCCCAGCAGCAUCACUGUCACACUCAAAGGUCUGAAGGAGAAGUGUGUGGAUAGCCUGGUGUUUGAGACCCUCAUCCCCAAGCCCAUGACCCAACACUACAUCAGCCUGCUGCUCAAGCACCGCCGCCUCAUUAUGUCUGGGCCCAGCGGCACCGGCAAGACCUACCUCACUUCUCGCCUGGCAGAGUACCUGGUGGACCGCAGCGGUCGAGACCUCAACGACGGCAUUGUGGUCACCUUCAACAUGCACCGCCAGUCUUGCAAGGAUCUCCAGCUCUGCCUGUCCAACCUGGCCAAUCAGAUUGACCGGGAAACCAGCACCGCUGAAAUUCCAUUGGUGGUUAUCCUGGAUGAUAUACAUGAUGCCACUUCCAUCAGCGAGCUUGUCAACGGGGCCCUCACCUGCAAAUACCACAAAUGUCCUUACAUCAUUGGAACUACCAACCAGCCGGUGAAGAUGACCCCGAACCAUGGCCUGCACCUCAGUUUCAGGAUGGUGACCUUCUCUAAUAAUGUGGAGCCAGCCAAUGGCUUCCUGGUGCGUUACCUGCACAGGAAGUUGAUGGAGGCGGAGGACGAGAGGAGCCUGGCCAACGAGGACCUCCUCAGGGUGCUGGACUGGGUGCCCAAACUGUGGUACCACCUGCACACCUUCCUGGAGAAACACAGCACCUCUGACUUCCUCAUCGGCCCGUGUUUCUUCCUGUCCUGUCCUGUGACUGUGGAGGAGUUCCGCUCCUGGUUCAUUGACCUUUGGAACCUCUCCAUUAUCCCCUAUCUGCAGGAAGGAGCCAAGGAUGGCAUUAAGGUGCAUGGUCAGAAGGCGGUAUGGGAGGACCCAGUGGAGUGGGUGAGGGGCACCUUGCCCUGGCCCUCAGCCCAACAGGACCAGGCCAAGCUGUUCCACCUGCCUCCCCCCAGCAUGACCUCUGGAGGCCCAGGCCAGCCCAGCGAGGCCUCAGCCAGGCCUCUUAAUAAGGAGACCCCACCCAGCUCCAUGGACACCCUGGACCCUCUGAUGGCUAUGUUGUUGAAGUUGCAAGAGGCAGCCAAUUGCAUUGAAUCUCCGGACAGAGAAACAAUGGACCCCAGCCUCCCUACAUUUUGAACAUCAACUUCAACUGUAGACUCAAAACCCAGCCCUUCAAAUAGCUCUAAAUAUUUACCCCUAUGUGAGCUCUAGUAUAUUCAGGAACAAAAACUCCAAUAUAGUUUUCUGCUCCUUUUGGACCUUAUCUUUAAUCUCCGCAAACAACAAUCACACUACAUAUGGUUGAAUGAGAAGCCAUUUUGUUUUGAAGUUUUGAAAUUGUAUUCAAUCAUGCCAAGUCAUACCAACAGAUAUUAUAGUGAGAGAAAACAUUUUGAUUUCUUGAACUCGAGGUUAUAUUCAUAAUACACAAGUAUGAAGUCUCUCUUUCUUUCUAUUGAAGCCUUCUCUCUAUCACUGCUACCCUCGAUAGAAACAGGUGCUAAUUAUCUAGAUAAUAAGUAUCACUCUUACUUUCGAAAUGAAUCCUCGUCUCUCAUUGGUCUAAGCAGGUGAUUCUUCCAACAGCAAAUUCAAAUGACAAAAUAGCACCAUUCUUGCUUGUCAACUUUUGCCCAACAACAGCAACAUGGCCUGCAGUGUGCAUGUAAAAUUAAGUCAGUUUGAGACCCGUUUUGGCUUAUUGGAAAGAGUAUGACGGCAUGUUGUAUGGCUUGUCAGGUUGUAUAGUCCUGGUCCUGAAUACAUAUCGAUCAAUCAAUCUUUGAAGGCCAAAUCUUAGACAUAUGCAACUCUUAUACAUAACCAGGUGAACUUGUUUGACUCUGUGACCAAACAUACUGAAUGCCUUAAUAAAUAUAUUCCUUAUGGUAACCUCAAGAUGAACAGCAGUAUACAUAAGUGGUGCUUUGCUUUAUAACCAUCGCCUCAGAGCAGAGUAGUGAGUGCCAGGACAUUGGCUUUUUACCCCCACGCGUAGUUCAGUGUAGUCCUGCACAUAUCCGUUUUUUGGAGCCGCACCCGCCCCGUCCACAUCAUUUCCGAGCCUCGCCUGAUAUCCGACAUCAGGACAGUUUUUUCUCUGCAUAGAGUUGUUCCAAGAGACGAUCCGUGACACUCCAAAUAACAUCAAUUUGUUUGACUGUUUUAAUGACUCCAGAGUAGUAAGGGAAAGGGGGAUACCUAGUCAGUUGUACAACUGAAUGCAUUCAACUGAAAUGUGUCUUCCACAUUUACCCCUCAGGCUAUUCCCAUUCCCCGCAGGAAUGAAUUUGUCUGUUCAAUGUUUGGAUACAAUGAAACCAUGCCAUGAGUUAAGGCCUAUGUUCCUAUUUUCACAAUGCAAUGCGGCACAUUGACAACUCAAAUCGCUUUGAAUAGGAUCCUUCUAAUUAGCCUUCUUCUUACUUAACGAAAGCCUAUUAGCCGACAUAACAAAACAAUACCUUUACAUUCAAACGUAAGUAAACAUUUCCCAUAAUUGAAUAGGCUGUAGGUUGCAAAAAUAGCCAACAUUCAUUCAGUAGGCUAUUGGCUACUCAAACGUUUACCAGCCUCACAGGAUGAAACUUUAUAUGGCCUGCGUAUGGUCUAAAUAAAUGAAAGCCUGAAUUAUUGUAAUAAUGAACUUCUAUUAACUGAAUUAACAUCAACAAAUACCUGCUUGCACUUUUGCAGACUGUAUCCAUACUGGGUUGUUGUCCUUGUCUACAAUGACUCCAAAUUCCAGACCGGGGAUUUCACUCACGCAGCACCUGUUUCCAUGAUGGUGUAUUCCACCAUCAUAACCUUUUGAUAGGAAUGUGUUCAUUCCACCCGCCAGCUGAUUAUUUUUUGCAGGUCAACUGCGGGGAACCGUGGGUAGUUCAGAGUUGAUUUUAAUGUCACGUAACUAUAUUUGAGGGAUAAACAAUGUGUUCCAGGUAGUCUAGAUGGUGGGGAUCCGGCUUUCAUGGUCAAGUGAGAAAACAGGGUUGAACGGAGCAGCACACAGACACAUGGUUAUUUCCUUAUGGUUAAUAUCUUUACUUAUCAUUCAUUGCAAAAUUACAAACGCUGUCCACUCUAACCAACACAUUUAACGAUGUCAUCAGUACAUACUAAUUUCAGCUUCUGUGGUAUUAGAUCCUCAUUUUGUUGCAAGCAGCAUACAUUUUCAUUUAUUUGACUGAACUGACAUAGAUUUGAAAUCCAACUAUCUGUUUGAAGAUAAGGCCACGCCAGUACUACCCACAUAUUAAAUCAGGUAUUACUGAGAUUUUUUUUUUUUUGGAAUAACGCUUAAGCAACUACUGUUUGCUUAUAGCUUAGAUAUUGUUUGGCUUUUAUUUUGAAUAUGGUGAGGUAUGCUCUAAUCUAUUCCACAACAUAAUUCGGUAUAGUUACUUUGCUCAGUGCUGUAUUUCCAAUAUCGAUUUCAGUUAUUUUAUCUACACUAGUUGCAUGGCGCAAAUAUCUAAUAUGCUGAACCAAAUACUUUACUGUAAUCUUGCAUAUUGACAGUCUAGUUUGGGGUCAGAGUAUAAAAGUGCUAAAAAGAAUGUACAUGUAGAUCUUUUACUCAGUGUGGUAGCCGUAUAACAUCGCAGAUCAUCUAGGUGCUUUCGAAUAUAGCCUUUUCCCAAAGCUACGGUCUCAUUCCUUGUAGAAAACAUGUAUUUAGGCCUAUUACCAAGACGGGUGAGUGAACAUCAGUAUUUAGAGUUCUCUGUUGCACCCCACAAAUCCUUUUCGUCAGACACAGGUUAACUCUGCUAUUAACAGUCCUUCAUCUACUGUAGCAACCAAUGGUGCUCUCCCCUCUUUUUGACUGGUACUAUUGCUUUGCUCAUCUUUGGUUUAGGUAAUGACCGUUCAGACACACAGCAUAAAAUAGAAGAAACAUCUGUUUGCGCAUAGCAAUGAUCAAGGACCAUUUCCCACUUCAGAGGCAUGGAAUAUAGAAAGAUCGGUUGAACAAAACAAGAUAGAAGUCAAAGACAAUGUACAUCUUUGUAUAAUGGGGUCGUUUUAGAGUAUAGUGGGUUACGGUAGUGUUCUCAGAAGAUACAACUGGCCAUACUGGCGGAUGCUGAAACAAUGUAGGAGAAUCAGUCUGUGUUUUGGACUCUUCACACUAAUGAUGUAUAAUCCCUUUAUCAUAAGUCACCUGUAUAUAAAGUGUCAUUUAAUGUCAGAUUGCUUUCUUUGUACAAUGGUUAUCACAACAGAAAGAAAUGGUGCACACUGUCAAAGGUCAUUAUUAAGCACAGUGCAACUAAACCGCCGCGAUGAAGUUAAAACACGGUACAUUCCCUUUUAACUUCUUUUUUUUUUUUUUUUGUAUGCUUUUGCAUCAAACUGUUAAACGACUCCAUCUGAUGACUUGAAGCCAAUGGCUUUUGCUGCCUUGUGUGGUCACAUUUUUACAAAUUGAAUGGAAUCCUUGAUAAAUCCAUGUGUGAAAAGAUGCCCCUUUGGCCAAUCCAUUUCACAAUGACACCAUGGCUGCGUUUACACAGGCAGCGCAAUUCUAAUCUUUUGCCUAAUUAUUGUAGAAAGAGUUGAUCGGAUUGGUCAAAAGACCAAUAAGUGGGAAAAGAUCCGAGUUGGGCUGCCUGUGUAAACUCAGCCGACUAGACCCGUAUGAACCUUCUGUCAUCUUAAUGAAUAGCCUCAUUAACUACUCUGCAUUGUUUUACUAUUUAGAAGAAUAUAUUAUACCCCGUAUCUAUGUAUGCAAGCAAACAAAUGCCAUUCUGCUCGUUCUUCAUCUCAUUCACUGGUCGUUGUGGCUGUUGCGCUGUAGUGGCUGUGCUGUGUGUUUUGCUAACUAUCUUUUGUAUCAGGACUAUGCAGCAACUUCUACUGGUGUUGGCAAUUAGAGAAAAGAAAACGGUCAAAAUUGUUCUGAAAGCUAACAAACCCAGUCUUGCCCCAGUCUCGCAGUAAGUUGGACCAAAUGACGAUUAUGAGUUAAUUUUCCAGGCAGGGUUUGACUAUGCCUUAAUGUGAAUUUUGAUGCGAGUGUUGCCUUGAGACAGAGUGAGUAUGUGACCUUUGACGAUGGAAGGGAUGCUUUGUGUCAAACCUUGGUCCCACAAGACACCACCUGACUUUGAAUUGGUGGUAAAAACCUGGGCUUUAGUUCAGUGGGCUAACAUACCCUUGUGGCGCACAGGAAACCUGGGUUUGAACUCAGGUCGGUCACAUGAGGGAUAUGACGUGUAGGUUAUAGAGUUUGUUGUCCAAAGGUUUAGGCCUGUAUUGCAGUUGGGCACAAUUGAACUAUUAUCUAAGAUCAUAGUUCAACAUAAAAACUUGAUUUAAAAAAAAAUCUAAGAUAAAUCAAUGUUUUUUUAUAUCAGGGUCUUCAAAAAAAUCUUAAACAAAUCUGAAGCUCUUGGAAAUUAAGUAUUUCCACUUGAUGAAGGCCAAUACAGGUUGCUGAAUAGUCAUAAUUAUUUUUCAAAGCUUGUUAUUGACUCACAAUAAAAAUAUAAAAACUGUAAUAAUGGUAUCUAAUGUCACUGACGGGCAAAUGUGAUGGAUUUUUAAAUGUUGUAAAUGCAUGCCAAAUGAGUGUGUGAACAAAAUAUGUAAUAGCAUCAGCGUAUUGUUAGGGGUUCAUUCUAUAUAGAAAAUGCUUUUUCUUUUUAAUAUGCUGAUAUUUGAUAUUUCUUUUUCUAAGGAAUCCUUUGUAAAAUUUCAUUUAUCUAUUUUGUACAGGAUUUCAUAAUUGUAAACAUUGUAAAUAGUUCUGCAUACUGUAUGCGACAACAAUCAUUAAGGAAAACAAAUAACUCCAUAAAGGCCUAUUACAAGACUAAUAACUUAUCACUCCAGAGUUGAGCCCGAUACAUGGAGAGGUAGGCAUGCUUCUGAAAUGACAUUUUCAUCCACCUAUCGCUGUUCGUUCCAGUCAAUAAAAUCAU